Molecule: messenger RNA, 751 nt
Organism: Aphanomyces astaci
Lineage: Eukaryota; Oomycota; Saprolegniomycetes; Saprolegniales; Verrucalvaceae
Exons: 4
Coding region: 1-723 (240 amino acids)
Biological process (GO): maturation of SSU-rRNA from tricistronic rRNA transcript (SSU-rRNA, 5.8S rRNA, LSU-rRNA)
Cellular component (GO): nucleolus; 90S preribosome
Source: RefSeq, a predicted model, not a curated record
AUGGCCGGCGGUAGUAAGAGGAGCGAUGUGCGCGACUUGACGCUGGAAGAACGUCUCCGAUUAAAGAAGGACGGUUUUGCCACAGCUCCCAAGCAUGACAGCGAAAGUAGUGACGACGACGACGACGACGACGAUGAGGAUGAGGACGCCGGCGAAGUUGUCGUGGAAGAAUAUGGAGAAGAUCACCAGCCGACGACAAAGCGCGCCAACAAGAACCGACCUCGUGAAAUCACGUCCAAGCGACCUGUCGGACGCUUCCGCGAAGUGCUGCAAGUGCGCAAGAAGACCACUCGCGACCCUCGUUUCGACCACGCCAGCGGCAAACUCAACGAAGACCUGCUCAAGAAGUCGUACGCAUUUCUCGACGACAUCAAAGAAGCGGAACUCCAAGAAGCGAAAAAGCAACUGAAGCAUGCCAAGAGCAAAACCCGCAAGACCGAACUCCAGCAAGACAUUUCGUCGCGCAAGCAAGAGCUUGCAGAAGCAAAACGUGCCGACCGCAUCCGAGACGCCAACUUGAAGCGCAAGCGCGAAGAGCGCGAGGCGGUGGAAAACGGCAAAGGCGCCUUCUACCUCAAGCGCAAGGACAAGAAGCAGUUGGAACUCAAAGCCAAGUUCGACGAACUGCAAGAAUCGGGCCGUCUGUCCAAAUUUAUGGAAAAACGACGAAAGAAGAACGCCAACAAAGACCAUCGAUGGUUGCCCACGCAGCGCAAAACCUAAUCGUUUGGAUACUACACUCAAUCACGUU